AUGCUCAGGCCACAGAGAAAGUGGCACCAGGUAGCGACCCAGACUGUGCAGUGGGAGCUGGAAACACUUCCAACCACCCAGAUGGCUCAAACCAACCCCAUGCCAGGGUCCGUGGGGCUAUGGAAGAUAACCAUCUAUGACCAGGAGAACUUCCGGGGCAAGAGGAUGGAGUUCACCAGUUCCUGCCCAAAUGUCUCUGAGCGCAGUUUUGAUAACGUCCGAUCUCUCAAGGUGGAAUGUGGCACCUGGAUUGGUUAUGAGCAUAUCAGCUUCUGUGGGCAACAGUUUGUCCUGGAAAGAGAAUACCCUUGCUGGGAUGCCUGGAGCGGGAGUAAUGCCUACCACAUUAAGUGUCUCAUGUCCUUCCGCCCCAUCUGUUCCGCUAAUCAUAAGGAGUCCAAAAUUACCCUCUUUGAGAAAGAAAAUUUCAUUGGACGCCAAUGGGAGACCUGUGAUGACUACCCCUCCUUGCAAGCCCUGGGUUGGUUCAACAAUGAAGUUGGUUCCAUGAAGAUACAAUCUGGGGCAUAAGUCUGGGUUUGCUACCAGUAUCCCGGAUACUGCGGCUAUCAGUAUAUCUUGGAAUGUGACCGUCAUGGAGGAGACUAUAAACACUGGAGAGAGUGGGGUUUUCAUGCCCAGACUUCCCUUGUUCAAUCAAUUCGCUGUAUCCAGCAGUAG
Molecule: messenger RNA, 681 nt
Organism: Pteronotus mesoamericanus
Lineage: Eukaryota; Metazoa; Chordata; Mammalia; Chiroptera; Mormoopidae
Gene: CRYBA1
Product: crystallin beta A1
Exons: 7
Biological process (GO): visual perception; lens development in camera-type eye
Molecular function (GO): structural constituent of eye lens
Source: RefSeq, a predicted model, not a curated record